Messenger RNA from Cladocopium goreaui, 2382 nucleotides. NCBI's taxonomy places the organism in Eukaryota, Dinophyceae, Suessiales, Symbiodiniaceae. The record is from the annotation of a GenBank genome assembly.
AUGAGAGCCGGGCUAUUCUUUUCCUCUGAGUAUUUCACGAGCAUAGAAGGGUCAACGAUGAGUACACGCAUCUUUGAAUACGCAUGUUUCGAACCGAUCAACAAUAUGGAUCGCAUCAAUGACCUGCUGUAUGAGAGCAACCAACUGCGUAACAAGCUCGUAGAGAUCGAACACUCGCGGCGAGAACAACUCGACAAGCGAAUCAUGGAAGAGUUUCCAGAAAUUCGAUCCAUCCAGAGUGAGAUCGACAAGACAACUAGCAAGAUCGAGGAUUUGCAAGAGCUUCUGAAAACCCAAAGGAAGAAGCUGCGUAAGCGCAUUCAAUCGACGAAAGCCUCAGAAGAGAUCAAACGCUUGAAGAAGAUCAGGUCUGAUCUUUACUCGGUGCUCAAGGAAGCUAAGAAAUCCGCAGACCUGAAAAGCAUCUACGAUGAAGUCGGUAAAACAGCAACUGACCAAGUCAAGGCGGCCUACCAAGGAAAGUGGUGGGGUAUGUAUCUCCCAGUCCUGGAGGGGAUGAAGAAGUGUCGCCAAGGCGCGCCGCCAAAGUUUCGUGGUUACCUGGGCGAGGGUAAGAUCGGGAACCAAAUCCAAGGCGGAAUGUCAGUAGAAGAACUUGUCGCCGGCAAUAAUACCCAAUUACAGAUGGUGAUUGAUGACCCAUUCGCCAAGAAGGUUAAGGCAACCCUACUAUUCAGGAUCGGGAGUGACCAACGAAAACCCGUCUGGACGGCCCUCCGUGUUCAUUUUCACCGUCCAUUACCAGCCGACUGUCGAAUCAAGCAGUCUUACUUGAUUCGUCGGAAGGUGGGAACAAAGUCGAAGUGGUUCAUCCAGUUUGUAGUAACCAACGCGGGUUCAAAGCCUUGUGCUACAGAUGGUACAGUCGGGAUCGAUGUUGGUUGGAGAAUGACCGAUCGUGGCUUGCGUGUUGCCUUUGCUGUUGGUUCAGAUGGCUUUGAAGAUGAAUUGAUUCUGGACCAUUCGGUCCUUCAACGAUUCCAACUGAUCGAACAUCUUCAAGAACUGAUCGACAGGCAAUUCAACUUGGCCAAAGAUCGCGUGAAAUGGCUGCGACAGCACGCCCCCGAGUGGCUGAAAGAAGCGACGAAGCAUUACCACACUUGGCGGGCACCUCGAAAACUGGCAAAAGUAAUCCAUCAAUGGCGGCAGAACCGCUUCGAAGGUGAUGAAUUCAUUUUCAUGCUGCUGGAAGGCUGGAGGAAACAAGACAAGCAUUUGUUCGAAUGGAUGUCUAACGAGCGUGAAAGUCUGAUCAAACAUCGUAAUGAGAUUUACCGACGCUGGGUUAAGAAGCUCUCCAGAAGAUAUGCGAUCGUGGGUGUAGAGGAUUUCGAUCUUCGUGACGUCGCAAAACGACCCGACACGGAAGACGACGGAGAAGCACAACAAGCCCGAUUCCAACGCCACAUUGCUGCAAUCUCUGAAUUGAGAAAGUUCCUCGGUGUUGAUUUGCUGCCCGAUGGCCUCGGCCGCUUCGAAGAGCCUAGCUCGGGAGGCUUCGUUACCCGUGUGGGUGAAGAGCCUAGCUCGGGAGGCUUCGUUACCCGUGACUGCGCGUUGAUCGCUCCCGAACACAGCAAGCCGGAUCGGAAGAGCCUAGCUCGGGAGGCUUCGUUACCCGUGACGGAGCUAGGUAAGGGCCGCAUGGGCAACCUAGCAGUGAAGAGCCUAGCUCGGGAGGCUUCGUUACCCGUGACAUCAGCGACAGACCGGUAUCGCCCAUGCGUGUGGACGAAGAGCCUAGCUCGGGAGGCUUCGUUACCCGUGACGCAAGCUUCGUUACCCGUGACCAGUAAUGCCCAAAAGUUUGCCCUGGCCCGAGAUCGCGAAGCAAUCGACGAACUGUGUAAGCAUCGGCUGAACAUCCUGGCCUACCCGAUGGGGUUUGGGGCACCAGGUGUGAUGAUGCGGAGCAUCAUGCGGAAGCUGGAGGAACACCCUGAGCUUCGGUGCUUGUUGGUGGUUCCACGAGCAUUCCAUAAGGUCGCCUUUGACAGACCCAAUGUGCCGGCCGGUUGGGAGGCGCAAUACUCACUACUCGGUUCGGAUAGAUGUCAGCGAGUAUCGGAGUUUCUAACCCGGUCGGUUGGCGAUGACUUUUACCGUCGAAUCAUGGUCUGUGGUUCAUGGACCCUGAAACUGGUCCACGAACAGUUAUCCGAGGGCCACGAGUUCAGUGACUUGCUGCUGUGGUUGUACCUGCCCGUUGGCAACAACUGCUUGGGAGCCAUUGAGACUUGUGACUCGCUUGAUUCCCAUGUGUCCAUCACAACACCCGGUCCAUUCCCGUUAUUGAUGCGAACCAUUCUACUGAAACAGUUCCAUGUCGUGCCGGCCAUUAUGGAGCCCGCCGUAUGA